UCUCUCUCUCUCUCUCUCUCUCAUUCUUUUUCUCUCUUUCUUUUUUUUUUCAAAUUAUUUUUGAAUUUCCGGUUCGCGAAUGUACACGAGACUCGAACGAGAUUCGAUCACGCGCGUUUCAAUAAUAAUAAAAAAUGCAGCAGAUUUAAUUUCGAGGAUCCAAUUGGAGCGAAGAGGAGAUAAUUGUCGUUAGGUCUAAGCAAAAGUGGGGAAUUCUUCGGCGAGCCGUACGAUAAUCGUACGAUGAUGCCGCUCGCGCCGACGCCAAUCGUUCCGGUACCCUCGAAGCCAAAGAUCGGCUUCAGCAUCGACUCGAUCGUCGGUGGCGGAGGUGGUGGAGGUGGUGGUGGUGCCGGUACCGGCGGCGGUCCUGGUGUACAGGCUGGCCGAGUCAUCGAAGAUCGAAUUACUGGGAAAGAUCGUUUGGAUCCUCGAGUUGAAAUCGAACGAGAUGCCGGUAGUCCGAUGGAACUCGUCGAGGCCUCCUCGUCGCCGAAGUCACGUGGCAUCGCAACUAGAUCACCCGGUGCUCAUUCCGAAGGUUCCGAUCGACCUGUAUCACGUAGUUCCUCCGUAGAAUCCUACACGAAUAAUCCGCGAAGGACACCAUCCCACGCGACCACCGGGAAUAAUAAUAAUAAUAAUAAUAAUAAUAAUAAUAAUAAUAAUCAUCACCAUCAUCAUCACCACCACCAUCACGCGAAUCAUCACGGACAUCACCACCAUCAUCAUCAUCACCAUCUCGGUGGCAGCAAUCAAUUAGAUUUCGGUAAGAGUACCGUUCUAAGUCAUAGCGGUGGCUCCACUCCGAACGAUAGUCCGAGUCCACCUCAUAGGAUACCCGGACACGGUGAUUCACCUGUAAGCUCUCAUCCUCAGCCACCUCCUGGCGUUGUAAGGCCGAGUCCAAACUACCUAGCACCACCGCCUGGUGCCGUUACAGCUGCAGCAGCCGUCGCAGCCGAACAACUAAAGUCUCUUUACGGAAUACCACCUGGACACGGACCGACGGCACCUCAGACCGGCCAAAACGAAUAUCAUUCCCAACAAUUAGCGCUUGCUGCCAAUCUUGCUGCCGCUCAGCACUUCCAAGCGGCAAAUCUUGCUGUUGCUCUUCAAGCGCAUCACGGUGCAUCUCCUCAUGCUACACCUCAUGGACCUUAUCCGCACGGUGGCGCACCGGCUGGACCACAUCCUCCACCUCAUUCUCAUCAACCAGCAAGAGAUAGUUAUCCUCUAUAUCCUUGGCUACUAUCAAGACAUGGCAGGAUUUUUCCUCACAGAUUUACGGCUGGUCCCGACAUAUCUGGCUUCCUUCUGCAACCCUUCAGAAAACCGAAAAGAAUAAGGACUGCGUUUAGUCCAAGUCAACUGUUAAAGCUGGAACACGCCUUCGAGAAAAAUCAUUAUGUUGUUGGGGCGGAAAGGAAGCAGCUAGCGCAGGCGCUAUCGUUAACCGAAACGCAGGUGAAGGUGUGGUUCCAAAAUCGGCGGACGAAGCAUAAGAGAAUGCAACAAGAAGAGGAGGCAAAAGCUCAACAACAAUCUGGGGGCGGUGGGGGCGGGGGCGGNGGGGGCGGGGGCGGGGGUGGUAAUGGUGGUAACGCGAAUAACAAUAGUAAUAAUAAAAACACUCAUCACGUUAGCAAAUGGCAACAAGAGACGGGCGAUUAUCAUCACGAGGACGAAGAGGAAGAAGAACAAAUUGAUCCCGAAGCUGAAGAAUGUUCCAGCGAUUCUGAAGCGUAGCUAGACGUUUUGUGCCUGGAUUAAAGUUUCCAGGAGGAAGACAUUUUCUAUCGUUAGAACAAAAAAAAAA
Polistes canadensis is the source of this 1819-nucleotide messenger RNA. RefSeq names its product homeobox protein B-H1-like. The coding region runs from base 244 to 1749 and encodes 501 amino acids. Gene Ontology annotation, biological process: regulation of DNA-templated transcription; brain development; neuron differentiation. Gene Ontology annotation, molecular function: DNA-binding transcription factor activity, RNA polymerase II-specific; DNA binding. The transcript is spliced from 3 exons. The record is from RefSeq and is a predicted model, not a curated record. NCBI's taxonomy places the organism in Eukaryota, Metazoa, Arthropoda, Insecta, Hymenoptera, Vespidae.